Molecule: messenger RNA, 4093 nt
Organism: Aspergillus saccharolyticus JOP 1030-1
Lineage: Eukaryota; Fungi; Ascomycota; Eurotiomycetes; Eurotiales; Aspergillaceae
Product: NRPS-like enzyme
Exons: 3
Coding region: 481-3669 (1062 amino acids)
Source: RefSeq, a predicted model, not a curated record
GUCACGACAGCGGUCGUGCCGAAAGCUUGCAAGGAGACUGACACGGACAAGGCACAGGGAGUGUCCCAAUGGUCAAUAUACCAGUCCAUUCCCAGGUUAGAGGAUAACAGGACAUUCCCGGACUCGCCACACAAGCCUCGUCAGACCUGCAGAGUAGGCCAGACUGGCAGACCUGAUUCUAAGCUUCAAUGACGUUUGCGGAUGCCACAACAGGAUGCAGCUGCGAGAAAACAGCAACACAGUGGACCUCACGCAUCUCCUAAUCUGGCCUGAUUCUUCAGCAGAGACUCAUCCCUUGCAUAGCGCUCAUGCGCUGCGAGGAAUGUGUCGGAUGCUGCAGGGCUUGGUGCCGUCACUGCUCCGUAAUGAACUUGGCUUUCUUUAAAAAGCCUGUGUCUCCAUGCUGCGAGGUUUACCAUCAGAUUCAAUUUUCUAGCACUCUACACUAAACUUUGAGAUUAUCAUCGCCAUCUUCACAAAAUGGGCUCAGAAGCUUCUCCAGGCCGGCUCUUACACCAAGUCCUGGACGAGAUAGCAGAGAAGGAACCGGAUCAGCUUUACUGCAUCCAUCCGGUUUCCAUGAACUUAGACGAUGGCUGGCGGGAAAUCUCCUAUCGGGACCUGGCUCAUGCUGUUAACCGCGUUGCUUUCUGGAUUGACGAGCAGCUGGGUGAUAGCGCGAAGAAAAAGCGACACGUCCUUGCAUACAUAGGGACUAAUGACUUGCGAUACGCAGCAUUUGUGCUGGCCUGCAUGAAGACGGGGAACACGGCAUUGCUUUUAUCUACGCGGAACUCGCACACUGCAUUUCAGCAUUUGCUCGACGCCACAAAAUGCUCAGUCAUGGUCGAUGCCAGCAAUAAACAGCAGCUACGACAGAUGUUGGACAAGCUUGAGGACAAUCGAUUGCAAAAGCUCCAAAGAUGGAACAUGCCUCCUCUGUGGGGAAUCUUCUCGAAUAAACCCAGUGAUGAGUACCCGUACAAGUAUGAGCACAAUUUCGCGGCCGCUGAGGAUAUGCCCACUAUUAUCCUGCACAGCUCUGGCACAACGGGGAAUCCAAAGCCUAUCAACAUAACACACGGCUAUCUCGCUACCCUCGAGAACAUCCAAACCAUGCCCAUUCCCAAGGGGAGAAAGCUCGCUCAAGGGCAUGUGCGAGAGAAAGGAAAGCUCAGGUUUCAUUAUGCUCCUAUGUAUCACUUCGGCGGCCUGGUGAGCAUCGUAGAGUGCAUAUAUUUUAAAACGCCGUUCGUACUUGCUCCAGAUCGUCCUUUGGACUCUGAUCUGUUCGCGCAAAUUAUGUCUACCCAUCAUCCCAAGUGGACAUUGGCGCUUACGCCGGUGCUCGAAGACCUGGGGAAACAGGAGAGCGGCAGGAAAGCAUUUUCGCAAUUCGAAGAAGUGGUCUUUGGCGGCGCUCCCAUGUCGCAGUCGACUGGGGACAAGUUAUCGUCACUUGCACAUUUGCAAACAGUCCUUGCCAGUACGGAAACUGGGUGGACGCCAACUCUCCUCUGCGAGGAUCCAGCCGACUGGUGUUAUCUGGAAUGGGUCCCGGCCUGUGGAGUAAGGAUGGAGGAAGUCGAAAAAGGACUUUUCGAGUUGGUCAUCCCAAGACCCGAGUCACGCAAGUAUCACGCAGUCUUCCAUUCCUACCCGGAUCUCUCUGAAUACCGUACGGGCGAUCUUUUCACGCCCCAUCCGACCAAAUCUGGUCUCUGGCGUUUCAGUGGCAAGGGUGAUGACAUAAACGUCAUGAAGAAUGGAGAGAAGUUCAACCCUGUUGCAGCAGAGAAGAUCAUUGAGAGACAUGAAUUAAUUAGUCGGGCGGCGAUCUUCGGGCAGGAUCGCUACCAAGCUGCAUUGCUCUUGGAGCCCCAGUGGAAUAAGCUUCCACAGGACUGGACCGAGGAGUGGCUUCGAAAGCAGCUCGAAUCAAUCCUAGACGAGGCCAAUGAAGCACUUCCCGCCUAUGCACGCAUAUAUGAUACUCACAUCGCUCUGACGUCUCGUGAUAAACCCUUUGCCCAAGCCCCGAAGGGAUCAUUGCGCCGUCGCGAGACUGCCAAAGAUUAUCAGGGCGUCCUAAACUCCCUAUAUGAUUCCACGGACUCUGAUACCUCGAAGGCGCAAGGUAGCUCUGUCGGCGCAUGUCCCGAGAGCUCCGACCGAGAGGCGAUCAGAAGCUGGCUCCAACAGGUAUUCGCCCAGCGACUCGGCCUGAGAGGGUUUGGCGAGAAUGAUGAUCUGGUUGAUGCAGGAAUAGACUCUCUGCAAGUGAAGGAGUUGUCCAGAGUCUUGCAGCAGGCAUCGAAAAGAAUGCACCCCGCUGGCAAACCCUUGACUUGGUCAGGGGAUGAGGUUUACCAAGCCGGCUCCGUACAGGCUCUCGCUGACAGACUCAGUCGACAUUUGAGCGGCAAUGAAUCUAUCCAAGAUAACAAAUCAGGUGCCAAGUGGACGCGAGCCGAUCGGCUCAUUCAUUCUGUAUGGAAUCACGCUCGGCAUCUUGGUCAAGGUGGGAUCACAGUAGUGUUGACUGGUUCGACGGGAGACCUUGGGAGUCACCUUCUCCAUCAAUUACUGCAAGUUCCUACAGUCGCAGAGAUAUACUGCCUCAACCGUGGCAGCGACGCAGUCGACCGCCAGGUGACCAACUUCCGAGAAAGGGGCCUAUCGGACGGGUGGUUGAGAGAUACUUCGCGGGUCCACUUUUGGCAGAUCGGCCUCGGCGAUGAACUGCUGGGGCUAUCCCCUGCUCAGUAUGAUUAUCUGCGUAACACAACGGACGUCUAUAUUCACAACGCCUGGCCCGUCAAUUUCAAUCAACCUUUGAAGGCUUUUGAGAAAGACAUGCUCCCGGGUUUGCGGCGCCUUCUGCAACUGGUGGAGGAGUCCCCACGCAGGGCUCAUUUACACUAUGUAUCAUCUAUCUCGACAGUUGGGGGGUGGGAAAAGACUCAUGGCCCUACGAUUCUCGAAACCUUGCACGAUGCUUCUGUGGUGCAAGGGAUAGGAUAUGCGGAAUCGAAGUUCGUGGCUGAAUCGCUUUGUGGCAUUGCAGCGCAGCGCAGCAACCUUGCGAUCAGCGUCCACCGAGUUGGUCAAGUAGGCGGUCCCUCAUCGCCAACAGGAGGGAUGUGGAACCCCCGGGACUGGUUCCCGGCCAUGGUCCGCUCGUCCAUGAGUAUGAGCAAGGUUCCAGACACUUUGGGGACUAUCAAUGUCAAUUGGGUUCCUAUAGACCUGGCCGCCGAAGCUAUUGUGCAGAUUGUUCAAUGCCGCCAGGAGCGGCAGGAUUCUUCCGGACUCAAAGUAUACCAUAUUGUGAAUCCAAAAGCUCGAGAUUGGGGGUCUUUUGCUCCCUUGGUGGCCAGAGCUUGUGGGGCGAAGGUGGUUCCGCUUAAAGAAUGGAUUGAUGAUUUGCAACAACAGGACUCAGAAGGUUCAAGUCGCGAACGUGUAGAAGCUCUGCCGGCGCUUCCGUUGUUCGGAUUCUUCAAGUCGCUACUUGAUCAGCAGGAUACCACUUCCGUGCCUUUAGAAACGAGGAACGCCGUUGCCGAUAGUACGGUCCUGGGUAAGAUCCAGCCAGUCGAUGCUGAAUUAUUCAAGGUCUGGCUGCGACAGUGGAAAGAGAGAUGGCUUCCUGAGCUUGAAGUUUGAGCUGGUUGUCUAGGUCGCGUGCUGUAAGGACACUUUUCGGACAUGAAUGAGCUUGAUAUUGAAUGUAGAUGACUUGCGCCCUUUAGCGCCGUGUCUCAGAGCAAGCUGGUGGUCUAAACCUGGCCACUAUUGUACCACUAGGCGGAUAUCUGAGACGAAAAAUGCGUCACCCCCGCAGCGGGAAUCAUGAUCGACAGGCGAUGUCAGAUGAUUCCCCUCGUUGAAAGAUAAGCCCGGGGGAUCCAGACCCAUCUAGAGUAAGAGUGGUCUAGUGUUUCAUUCAAAAAAUACGCGUAUUGAAGCGUGUGAUGCGCGGCUUCCGCCCCUAAGGCGCGUAACGUCCGUUCUCAGCACGAAGCCAUCUCAUGAACUCUGGUGAUGUAUGAUACUUCAACUCGAAUCAAUUCCUAGUGCCUGCAACCAG